GGGAGCCACAGUGCGCUGUGGGCUACCUGGAGUCUGGACGCUCAGUUUGUGGCUCUGCGGAAAGCAGCCGGCACUGCCAUGGAGACGUACGCGGGCCGCGUCGCACUGGUGACGGGCGCCAGCUCCGGCAUAGGAGCCGCCGUCGUGCAGGCGCUGCUCAGGAAAGGACUCACCGUCGUGGGGUUGGCCAGGAGGGUCGACAGAAUCAAGGCACUGGAAUUGAAGGAUGCUCCUGGCAAACUAUACGCAGUCGAAGGAGACGUGACGAAAGAGGAGAGCAUUACGUCCGCCUUCAAGUGGAUCAGCGACAACCUCGGUGGGGUCGACGUCCUCGUCAACAAUGCUGGAGUCUAUCACGACGGUGACUUAACCUUAUCCGAUACGGAAGCCUGGAGACGUACCCUGGAAGUGAACGUGCUGGGCCUAUGCAUCUGCACAAGAGAGGCGGUGCAGGACAUGCUACGCAGAGGCGUCGACGAUGGAUUCAUCGUUCAUAUUGGCAGUGUAGCGGGACAUUGCCCACCAGACGACGGCACCUCUGCGAUGUACUCUGCCAGCAAGCAUGCAGUCAGGGUCCUGCUGGAAGGACUGCGGAAGGACCUCGUCGCCAAGAAGAGCAAAAUUCGAGUUGGGGAAAUUUCGCCAGGGCUAGUCAACACUGAGAUAAUCACAAACUCUACAAGUUGGACGCCAGAUAUUUUUGAGGAGCUGCCGCAUAUGGAACCAGAAGAUGUAGCAGAUGCCCUCCUGUUCAUGCUAUCCCGACACCCACGUGUGCAGGUGUAUGAUAUCGUGAUGUACCCCACGGGUUCUGAAUAGCGGCCACUUUUGCUGCAGUGGUUGACUUCCAGUACUGAAAUGAGAACCUGGAUCACACCUUGCUCGGGACUUCUAUGUUUCCCUGUACGAAAAUGGUGCUUGUUUGAUUAAUUAUACAGUAUAAAGUGUUCCAGGAAUGUAAAGCUUUGUAUUAA
Molecule: messenger RNA, 974 nt
Organism: Schistocerca cancellata (South American locust)
Lineage: Eukaryota; Metazoa; Arthropoda; Insecta; Orthoptera; Acrididae
Product: farnesol dehydrogenase-like
Exons: 6
Coding region: 79-819 (246 amino acids)
Molecular function (GO): oxidoreductase activity
Source: RefSeq, a predicted model, not a curated record